Messenger RNA from Anopheles bellator, 1047 nucleotides. Its product is annotated as sodium- and chloride-dependent GABA transporter ine-like. Gene Ontology annotation, cellular component: membrane. Lineage: Eukaryota; Metazoa; Arthropoda; Insecta; Diptera; Culicidae. The record is from RefSeq and is a predicted model, not a curated record. Gene Ontology annotation, biological process: sodium ion transmembrane transport.
AUGCUGUGCGACGUCAUAAAUGUCACUGCCGCGCUGACCGCCACGCUCCCGUUCGUGCUGAUCGUAGUAUUUCUGGGUCGGUCGCUGACGCUGGAGGGAGCCGACAAGGGCCUGCACUACUUCUUCCGGCCCAACUGGCAAGAGUUGGGUAGAGCGAAUGUGUGGAUCAAUGCGGCUGCCCAGAACUUCAACUCGAUCGGCAUCACGUUUGGGUCGAUGAUUUCGUUCGCUAGCUACAAUAAGUACAACAAUAACAUUCUUCAUGACACGCUGGCAGUGUCGUUCGUCAAUGCCAUCACAAGUCUGUUGGUCGGCAUCUUUGCGUUCGCCACCAUCGGCAACAUAGCGCUCGAGCAGAGCACGACGGUCGAGGAUGUGCUCAGCGGUGGACCGGGUUUAAUAUCGUGGUUCGUGGUGUACCCUCAGGCAUUGGCAAAAAUGCCGGCCGCACAGCUUUGGGCCGUACUGUUUUUCUUCAUGCUACUCUGCUUGGGUCUGAACAGUCAGUUCGCGAUCGUUGAGGUGGUCGUUACUUCUAUCCAAGAUGGGUUCCCCCGUUGGAUCAAACGGAAGUUAGUUUACCACGAGCUGUUGGUGUUGAUCGUUUGCGUCGUAUCGUUCUUCGCCGGCUUGCCCAAUCUGAUCCAGGGAGGGAUCUACUUCUUUCAGCUGAUCGAUCAUUAUGCGGCAUCUGUUUCGAUCAUGUUCCUGGCGUUCUUCGAGACGAUCGCAAUCGCCUGGUUUUACGGCAUCAAUCGGUUGUCGAAGAAUGUGAAGCAAAUGACGGGACGGUACCCAUCGCUCUACUUACGGUUCUGCUUGCUGGUGGCCGUACCGUUAUUGUUGAUCUCAUUGUGGAUAUUCAGUUUGAUCAAUUACGAAGCUCCAACGUAUCAUAAUGGCAAAUACAGCUAUCCCGGCUGGGCCCACGGUCUUGGAUGGGCUAUUACCUCAGCUUCGCUGGUCUGCAUUCCAUCAUACGGCGUAUAUCAGAUCGUUCGUGCAGAAGGAAACACAUUCGGCGAGGUACGUACGACCCUGUUUUGA